Messenger RNA from Leguminivora glycinivorella, 2285 nucleotides. RefSeq lists its product as uncharacterized. NCBI's taxonomy places the organism in Eukaryota, Metazoa, Arthropoda, Insecta, Lepidoptera, Tortricidae. The transcript is spliced from 5 exons. The record is from RefSeq and is a predicted model, not a curated record. Bases 501 to 1166 code for a protein of 221 amino acids.
CCGCGUAUACACGCGCACGACAAAAUUCCACACGCGAUAAAAACGCGCCAAGUAACUUACGGGGAAAACAUUACACGCGAAACGAAGUGAAGUUUAAAUAUAUGUGGCGAAAAUAAAUGAUAAAUAAAAUAAGGGAUAUAAAAAUAAAUUGACAUUAACUUUAAGAUUGAUUUUAAACUGUAUAUUCAAGGCGGUGAUAUUUUGGUACCAGGGCAAACUGCCAGAUUGUCUUUAUAGUAUCAACAGGAUGCAUUUUACUAAUAUCACGUAAAUAAUACAAUUUCGGAUACAUUACGAGUUUAUGUUUGUCAAUUGAGUAUAGCGUUUAUGAAUUGCAAACAUAAAUAUAGAUGAAUAUAGACCGUAAGAUCUAUAAAAAGUUGUAAAAAGCGGCGAACAGCCGCGGUUGAUUAUGAUAAUGUCAAAAUUAUGCAAUUAAAUAUUUCGGAGAAAGGCAGACUGGUUUGGACCACGGAUUGACGAGACUAUAGUGUGUUAUCAUGGAGAUGUCCUCUUCGACUCAGUUGGAAACGUCUGGUGACACUGCCAGUCCUGGCAGGAGGGCGGCGGUUCCUAAAAUCCCGCUGGCUCUGAGGCUAUGGAGUCUUCUGCAGCCGCUGGCGAGGUUGUGGGGACUGAUCACGGCUGUUGUUAUGAGUGGAGCCGGUUCAGAACUCGUGGUGCUAGGACGAGGGGCAUCAGGGCCGGGCUUGCUCGUUGGAUCAGCAUGCGUGCUGAUACUGGAGACGAUGUGGGUAGCAGCACUCUUCGUGGACGUGCUUUGCCGGCGCGGGGAAUAUACACUGCCGCUUCGGUGCUGGGACUUUGCACGUUGGUCGUGCGGCCGAGCGCGCGCUCCAGCCUAUGCGUGCGCUGCCACUGCGUUGCUGUUUGCUGACCUUACGCUGCUGGCCACUAUUUCAGGUGGCAUGCUGCUGGUAUUAGCGGCGCUCCGAGCCGCAAUACCCUUCUCGCCAAACGCAACACACGGGCCCCACUCGCCGCGAGCUGGCAGCUCACUGCUCAGUCAGUUGGACUCACCGUUGCCUGAUGUGUUCUACUCUCAAGCUGUCAAGGAGAGAUGCGAAGAAAUGACCGUGCUGGAUCUAAAGGUGCCCGAAAGGCCUCGCUCGCCAUCGCCCAAGCCCCCUCUUCUAGAGCUAUGACUCAAUUCCGCUCAAUUUCUAUGAAUUUAUGCUUUUUUCAUUGCCAACUUUUCACGCGAUUAUUGUCUUCUUAAUUAAGCGUGAGUCAUAAAUAGUCUACUCGGAAAUGUAUUCAGCCAAAGACAUAACUUUUGACGGUAAAUAAAAGUAACUAUAUCGUGGAAGCGGCGCACUUUAAAUAGCUUGGAGCGAUGCUAAAAGUAAGAGUUUGAUAGCACAGAGCGUGGGAAGUAUUAUAGUAUUUGUAAAUAAUGGUUCCCCGUUCUUUUCUAUUAAUAUUGCUGUAUAAUAACUAAAAUAACUUGUAGCUUAGGGCCUCGUAUAAUAAAAGAUUAACAUCGAGGACAGGUCCCGUAGCCGAAUGGCAUAUCUACGACACGAAACGCCGCGAGAGAUAGAUAUCUACGAGCGUUCCGUUUCAUGAGCGUUUCGUGAGCGUUUGUGCCAUUCGGCUACGCACCCAGAAAAUAUUAGUUUGUUAGACUUUUAAAUGUAGGAUUUCGGCAUAAGAUUCAAUUUCUCUAAAUGUAUAGUUUAGAUGGAAAGGUAGGUAGUAAUCACAUAACUAUAUGUGCCAUUAUCUGGGUAAAGGGACGUUAUUGUCGAUGGCGCUUACGGCGUUAUGUGCGAUGUUCGUGUACAAAUACGACGCCGCGGGACGUAAGCGCCAUCGACAAUAAGGUGCCUUCACCCAGAUAACGUCACAUAUAUGUAUAGAUACUAUAGAUAGAAGAAAUAAGUGAAUCUAUUUGUGUAGGGGCCGAGCGUGUCACAUUUUGUACAGACAUUGUUUGUUAAUUACGAACUUGUGAUGGGAAAUAUGUCUCUGAUCUGACCCCCGAGUAGGGCUGCCAUCCGUCCGGGUUUCCCCGGAUUUGUCCUAGUUUGGAGGCCGUCCGGGGACCGUCCGGGCGGGGAGUCAAGAAGUGUCCGGGGAAAACCCGGACACUUUUCACGUAAGGAAGCACCCCAUUUGGCCUAGUAACUUAGUAACCUAAAAGAGACAUUUUUUUUGUAAGAAAAAUUACACAUUACACUAAUUAAAUUAAAAAAAUAAAUGCAUGAAAAUUAAAGGUCAUGUUUUUUAAAAAUAAAUUCUGACUCGUCCGGGGAAAAAAU